GGCAAGUAGGAGGGAGCAAAUUACAUCUGAGAGAACCCGGAGCAUUUCCGCGUAUUCUGCCUCCAUCCUCCGCCUGAUGGCCGACACCAAGGAUGAAACAAAGCUUCAAGAACCACAAUGUCUGCCUAAUGAUUACUCAUCUUAAGCUGAAUACAUUGUGAUUUCCAGUAAUAGAGACAGUAUUUCUGAAGGCUGUCUACAUUAAUGAAAAGAGCAAUGUAGUCAGCUUAGUUGAAUCAUCUGAGUUCCCACUUGAAUAAUGCUUUAUACAAGCUGGACAUUCGCCUUUUAGAACUAAAAUUAGUAAUUUGUUAAGUGCAUACUUUUUUAGUCUUUAGAUUUAGUAUUAAGCAUGGAGCAAUGUGAGGAUAUCCCCCCUCCCCCUGAUGAACCUGGAUGCAAGGAGAUGGAGUUCACACCUGCUUGUCCCCCACCACUGCCGCCAAAUGAAGAGCCUCCACCACCUCCCCUGCAAACGUCCAGUGACGCAGAGGUAAUGGACGUUGGCUCUGGUGGUGAUGGACAGUCACAAACCCCAGCUGGGGACCUGCAGCUAAACAACGGAGAACAGCUACUAACUAAAGGGUCAUCUACAUACAAGAGCCAUCCUGCAGUACUAGAUCCAAUGCAAAGUGGCCGAAGCCCCAGAACAGCUCGCCAUGCCCCACCAGUUAAGAGGUUUACCCCUGAUCUUAAGUUACUUAAAGAUGUUAAAAUUAGUGUAAGCUUUACGGAGAGUUGUAAAAGCAAAGAUAGAAAGGUGCUUUACACUGGAACAGGUUCAGAGAGUCCAACAGACAUAGAUAGCAAUAAAACUGUCAAUGGAGACUUGCAUGUUUGUCCUUUUGCUGAUAGUAGCAAUGGUGAAAGUAUGGGUAAUGAUGAAAUUACAAGUAACAGAAAUGAGGAGCCAGAAAUCGAUCAGGAGAAGAAAGUGGAAUAUGCUGUUCUGGAUGAUCUUGAGGAUUUCGCAGAGAAUGUGAUGGAUGUGGAUGAGGAUGGAGCCGAAUUUGUAUCAGAAACCAUCUUACAGGGGGAUAAGGUUGAUGACGAAUCUCUGAUUUACAAUUAUGAGGAUGAUUUUGAUAAUGAUGUGGAUGCACUAUUGGAGGAGAGUCUUCAUACACCCAAAAAGAGAAGACUAGAGGAGAAAUUUGAAGACAGUGACCACCAUUCUGACGGCGAGACCAGCGUUCAACCAAUGAUAACAAGGAUAAAAACUGUUCUGAAAAGUCGUGGACGUCCUCCAACUGAGCCCUUGCCUGAAGGAUGGAUAAUGACAUUCCAUAAUUCCGGCAUUCCUGUCUACCUGCACAGAGAAACACGAGUGGUGACCUGGUCCAGACCUUACUUCUUGGGAACUGGAAGCAUCAGAAGACAUGAUCCUCCCUUCAGCAGUAUUCCUUGCUUGCACUACAAGAAAAUGAAGGAUAAUGAAGAGAAGGAGAAAAAUGACUUCUUUUCAACCCCCGCUCCCUCAGAGUCUGUAGGUGAAAAGUCAUUGGAGCGCAGUUCUGAGGAAGCAGAACCUGCCACUGGCGAUAGCUUUGUUUCUGAUGACAAAGAGCGUACAAGUGAAGUCGCACAAGGAGCACUGGGACAAGUCAGAGCCAAAGUAGAAAUUUGCAAAGAUGAAUCCAUUGACAUUGAAGAUUUCCGAAGCUACUUGGAAAAAAGAUUUGAUUUUGAACAGGUUACUGUUAAGAAAUUCAGGACAUGGGCAGAAAGAAGGCAGUUUAACCGUGAAGUAAAACGCAAGUUAGCGGAAUCCGAAAGACCAAUUUUACCUGCCAAUCAGAAACUUAUAACAUUGGCUGUUCAAGACGCGCCAACAAAGAAAGAAUUUGUUAUUAAUCCCAAUGGGAAAUCUGAAGUCUGCAUCCUCCAUGAAUAUAUGCAGAGAGUCCUAAAAGUUCGUCCUGUUUACAACUUUUUUGAAUGUGAAAACCCAAGUGAGCCUUUUGGAGCAUCUGUGAUUAUAGAUGGAGUGACCUAUGGUAGUGGGACAGCAAGCAGCAAAAAGCUGGCGAAGAAUAAAGCUGCUCGAGCUACGUUAGAAAUCCUUAUUCCUGAUUUUAUAAAACAGACUGCUGAUGAAAAGCCUAAAGACAGUGAUGAGCUGGAGUAUUUCAACCAUAUCAGUAUUGAGGAUUCACGAGUGUAUGAGUUGACAAAUAAAGCUGGACUUUUGUCACCACAUCAGAUUCUACUUGAGUGCCUUAAAAGAAACCAUGGAAUGGGUGACACAUCUAUAAAGUUUGAAGUGAUUCCUGGCAAGAACCAGAAGAGUGAAUAUGUUAUGACUUGUGGAAAGCAUACAGUGAGAGGCUGGUGCAAAAAUAAGAGGGUUGGAAAACAGUUGGCAUCACAGAAAAUUCUGCAGCUACUCCAUCCUCAUGUGAAAAACUGGGGUUCCCUACUACGUAUGUACGGUAGAGAGAGCACCAAGAUGGUGAAACAGGAAACCGCAGAUAAAAGUGUGAUAGAACUCCACCAAUAUGCUAAAAAGAAUAGGCCAAAUCUUCAUAUUCUGAAUAAGCUGCAGGAAGAGAUGAAUAGACUUGCACAGGAGAGGGAAGAGACGAGGAAGAAGCCGAAGAUGACGAUUGUUGAAUCUGCACAGCCCGGCAAUGAACCCCUGUGCACAGUAGAUGUCUGACUGGAGCAAUAAGAAACUUUGGAGGCUCGCUUUAAUAAACUGUUCAAGGGAUGCUGAAGAUGAUUGUGAUAUGCAAACAGGGCUGCUUCCUUAUGCAUAGUCCGUUUUUACUUCUUCUGCACAACACUGCAGAAAUCUUACCUCCCUUACGAGAUUGUGUGCCAUUUCACCCUGUUUGAGUUCUGUCUUGUGGUCCAAAAGAGCAUUGCUGAGAUGUGCACAUCUAAUAGGUUUAUGCAUUAUGUUUAGGACAUCAAGCACUUUCCCCUUUUUAAGGGACAAAUCUGGUAACUGUGCAUUGGUCUUGUAUAUGAAACUUCUGUAAAUCAAGCGUUAAAUAUUUGAGUGGCCGCAUCAUACUAUGGUAACCACUGCAAUAUAUUUCUUUGUGGUUACUGCACACACAAUGGAUAAAUAUUUGAAUCAUGAAAUGA
Molecule: messenger RNA, 3093 nt
Organism: Nanorana parkeri
Lineage: Eukaryota; Metazoa; Chordata; Amphibia; Anura; Dicroglossidae
Gene: DGCR8
Product: DGCR8, microprocessor complex subunit
Exons: 14
Coding region: 353-2659 (768 amino acids)
Biological process (GO): primary miRNA processing
Cellular component (GO): microprocessor complex
Molecular function (GO): identical protein binding; heme binding; double-stranded RNA binding
Source: RefSeq, a predicted model, not a curated record